ACAUGAUAUCAUGCUGGAGUGCAGAGGGAGGAUGAAUUGGCGGCGGGGAUGAAUUUAAGCUGGCCGAAGGAGGCGUUGGAGAGGAAAGGGCCGGAAAAGAAAGAUGACCACAGUUCCCAUGAUGCACGGAGAGUUGACUACAUUUCCCAUGAUGCCUCGAGGAGGGGGCGUAGAGAAGAAGGACUGCAUGUCCCGCGAUGCUCUCGGCGGGCCGGUGGCGGUGAUUGAACCGGAAGAGGCUUUCUGCGUUUGAGGAGUGGAGUGUCUGGUACUGAACAACCAAAAGUCCAAUAUGAAACUGUAUUGCCUGUCAGGGCACCCGACCUUACCGUGCAAUGUGCUCAAAUUCAAAUCAACUACCAUUAUGUUGGACUGUGGACUGGACAUGACUUCCACUCUCAAUUUCCUUCCUUUGCCACUUGUUCAAAGUCCCAGGCUGUCUAAUCUUCCUGGCUGGUCCCUAAAGGAUGGAAAUGCUUUCUUGGACAAGACCGAGCUAAUAGAUCUGUCUACGGUAGAUGUGAUCCUCAUCUCUAACUACCACUGCAUGAUGGCGCUGCCCUACAUCACUGAGCACACCGGUUUCUCAGGCACAGUGUACGCCACAGAGCCCACCGUUCAGAUCGGCAGGCUUCUCAUGGAAGAGCUGGUGAAUUUCAUUGAAAGAGUACCCAAGGCUCAGUCUGCCUCCUUGUGGAAGAACAAGGAUAUUCAGCGGCUGUUGCCUUCUCCACUCAAGGACGCAGUGGAAGUAUCAACCUGGAGAAGAUGCUAUACGAUGCAAGAGGUGAACUCUGCCCUUAGCAAAAUCCAGCUGGUGGGGUAUUCUCAGAAAAUUGAGCUUUUUGGUGCAGUCCAGGUGACUCCGCUAAGCUCAGGCUAUGCCCUUGGAAGUUCCAACUGGAUUAUCCAAUCCCAUUAUGAGAAAGUAUCAUAUGUUUCCGGAUCCUCCUUACUUACCACACAUCCCCAGCCCAUGGACCAAGCUUCUCUCAAAAACAGUGACGUUCUCAUUCUGACAGGCCUGACCCAGAUCCCCACCGCGAACCCAGACGGCAUGGUGGGAGAGUUCUGCAGCAAUCUGGCACUGACAGUCCGGAAUGGAGGAAACGUGUUGGUGCCCUGUUACCCUUCCGGCGUGAUCUAUGACCUCUUGGAAUGUCUGUAUCAGUACAUUGACUCAGCCGGCCUCUCCAACAUCCCUUUCUACUUCAUCUCCCCGGUGGCCAACAGUUCACUUGAGUUUUCCCAGAUUUUUGCUGAGUGGCUUUGUCACAACAAACAGACGAAGGUGUAUCUACCAGAACCACCUUUUCCUCAUGCAGAGCUCAUUCAGACCAACAAGCUGAAGCACUACCCCAGCCUCCACGGAGACUUCAGCAGUGAUUUCCGCCAGCCGUGCGUGGUGUUCACCGGGCACCCCUCCCUCCGGUUUGGGGACGUGGUCCACUUCAUGGAGCUCUGGGGGAAGUCGAGUCUCAACACUGUCAUAUUUACAGAACCUGAUUUCUCCUACCUGGAAGCACUGGCUCCCUACCAGCCCUUGGCCAUGAAAUGCAUUUACUGCCCCAUUGAUACACGGCUGAAUUUCAUCCAAGUGUCCAAGCUGCUUAAGGAAGUGCAGCCGCUCCACGUGGUCUGCCCCGAGCAGUACACACAGCCACCCCCCGCGCAGUCCCACCGGAUGGACCUGAUGAUCGACUGCCAGCCGCCUGCCAUGUCGUACCGGCGGGCCGAGGUCCUCGCCUUGCCUUUCAAGCGUCGCUAUGAGAAGAUCGAAAUCAUGCCAGAGCUUGCAGAUGCGCUGGUGCCCAUGGAGAUUAAGCCUGGCAUUUCCUUGGCAACCGUCUCGGCUGUGCUGCACACGAAAGAUAACAAGCACGUCCUUCAGCCCCCGCCCAGGCCGGCCCAGCCCACUGGCGGUAAGAAGAGAAAGCGGGCAAGUGAGGACAUCCCGGACUGCAAAGUGCUGAAGCCCCUGCUCAGCGGCUCGAUCCCCGUAGAGCAGUUCGUGCAGACGCUGGAGAAGCAUGGCUUCAGCGAUAUUAAGGUAGAAGACACAGCGAAGGGCCAUAUUGUCCUGCUCCAGGAAGCGGAGACGCUCAUCCAGAUUGAGGAAGAUUCGACUCAUAUCAUUUGUGACAAUGAUGAGAUGCUCAGGGUACGACUGCGGGACCUCGUUCUCAAAUUCCUACAGAAGUUCUAAAUGGAACAUCUAAGCCAUUUCUACUUCACUGAAAUCCUGCCGUCCUUCGCUGGGGCUGCCCAGCCCAAACUGAGGAAGGGCAUAAAAAGUUGGUCAUGUCUUUGUGGUGUUCUCUGGUUUAAGGAAUAAAGAAGUGGCCCUUGAGGGACGUGAUUAUCAGCAGUUACAGCCAGAAUCUCCUAAGCUAGAUUUCUAGCACUGUUUUGGGCAAGAGCUUUUGCUUCAAACUUAAACUCAUUUUCUUCCCAAUUCUGCCUCUCUUGAGUGGCCAGGAUGGUAAGGCAGCAAGCUGAGGAGUAGUGUAAGAGUAACAGAAGCAGCUUUCCAAGAGGUUAAUGGUGGAAGGGGAGGUAAAAGAUGACCGAGUUAGCAGUGUGUGUUUGUUUUUCAUGGUUUCAUAGACCUUGGGCAGGGGUAAUUAGUCUUUGCUUGUGUUUUAUUUACUUGUCUACAGUGCUACACCUAAUAAGAAAGAUGAUCCAAAAAAAAUUGGUAUAAUGAACCAUCUAUAUGUAUUUUAUACUGUGAGCCCAUUUUGUUAAUAAAACUUAUUUUUUAUAGAAGUA
Molecule: messenger RNA, 2772 nt
Organism: Odobenus rosmarus divergens (Pacific walrus)
Lineage: Eukaryota; Metazoa; Chordata; Mammalia; Carnivora; Odobenidae
Gene: INTS9
Product: integrator complex subunit 9
Exons: 16
Coding region: 293-2206 (637 amino acids)
Biological process (GO): snRNA processing
Cellular component (GO): integrator complex
Source: RefSeq, a predicted model, not a curated record